Podarcis raffonei (Aeolian wall lizard) is the source of this 1780-nucleotide messenger RNA. It is a transcript of the gene CLK1, whose product is annotated as CDC like kinase 1. The record is from RefSeq and is a predicted model, not a curated record. Gene Ontology annotation, cellular component: nucleus. NCBI's taxonomy places the organism in Eukaryota, Metazoa, Chordata, Lepidosauria, Squamata, Lacertidae. The coding region runs from base 174 to 1622 and encodes 482 amino acids. Gene Ontology annotation, biological process: regulation of RNA splicing; protein phosphorylation. The transcript is spliced from 13 exons. Gene Ontology annotation, molecular function: ATP binding; protein tyrosine kinase activity.
CGACCUUCCCACUUCCAGAAGGUUCCUCGCAGCCGGCGCCAUUUUGUCGAGGCGGACGGUGUUUUUUUUUCCCCCGCGGCGGUUGCUGAGGCCGGAGAGGAGGAGAGACGGGAAGGCUCGUCGUGUCCGGAGGCGCCUUUUGAGAAGCGGAGUCGAUUCCGAAAAGGAGAGCCAUGCGGUAUUCAAAGCAAACACACUAUUCUGACUGGGAAGAAAAACAGUGUUUGGAUCCUAAAAAAGGCAGCAGCCAUCAUAAGAGAAGAAGAGAAUCAUACAGCAGUACGCAUGAGAAAAAGCGCUGCAGAUAUACUCAAACCCAAACUUAUGACAGCCUUUAUUCAGAUGCCAGCUCCUUCCAUGAAAGAGAUAAUCAUGAACGCCGUUAUGUGGAAGAAUACAGAUACAACUACAGUCAACUGUCUGAAACCAGGCACCAUUGCAGAGACCAUGAAAAUGGUUAUUACAACCACAGUAGCAAGUCAUCGGGGCAUAGCGGUGGAAGCAGUUACAAAAGAAAACACAAGACUCAUCAUAGUAAAUCACAUCAUUCACACGCGAGGAGUCACCGAAGGAAAAGAUCGAGGAGUGUAGAGGAUGAUGAGGAGGGUCACCUGAUCUGUCAGAGUGGAGACGUACUAAGUGCAAGAUAUGAAAUUGUCAGUAUUCUGGGUGAAGGUGCUUUUGGGAAAGUCGUGGAGUGCAUUGAUAACAAAGUGGGAGGCAGACAUGUAGCAGUAAAAAUAGUCAAAAAUGUUGAUAGAUACACAGAAGCAGCUCGUUCAGAAAUAAAAGUACUGGAGCACAUAAAUAAAUCCGAUCCUAACAACAUAUUUCGCUGUGUCCAGAUGUUGGAAUGGUUUGAACAUCAUGGCCAUGUUUGCAUUGUGUUUGAACUGCUGGGACUCAGUACAUAUGACUUCAUUAAAGAAAACAGUUUUCUGCCAUUCAGUCUUGACCACAUUAGACGAAUGGCUUACCAGAUUUGCAAAUCUGUAAACUUUUUGCAUUCAAACAAGCUAACCCAUACAGAUCUGAAGCCUGAAAACAUACUGUUUGUGAAGUCUGACUACACAGAAGCAUACAAUCCCAAACUGAAACGUGAUGAGCGCACACUGAAAAAUCCAGAUAUCAAAGUUGUGGAUUUUGGAAGUGCAACAUACGACUAUGAACACCAUAGUACUCUUGUGUCUACAAGGCAUUACAGAGCUCCUGAAGUUAUUUUGGCCUUGGGUUGGUCACAGCCUUGCGAUGUUUGGAGCAUUGGCUGCAUUCUUAUUGAAUAUUACCUUGGAUUCACAGUAUUUCCGACACAUGACAGUAAGGAGCACCUGGCAAUGAUGGAAAAGAUACUGGGACCGCUACCAAUUCAUAUGGUCCAGAAAACCAGAAAGCGCAAGUACUUCCACCAUGACCAGUUGGAUUGGGAUGAGCAUAGUUCUGCUGGAAGAUACGUUUCGAGACGCUGUAAACCCUUGAAGGAAUUCAUGCAGUGCCAUGAUGCCGACCAUGAAAAUCUGUUUGAUCUCAUCGGGAAGAUGUUGGAGUAUGAUCCAGCCAAAAGAAUUACUCUUGCAGAAGCCUUGGAGCAUCCUUUCUUUUCCCCAUGCAAGGAAAAAAUAUAAACAACAGAGUUCCUUAGGCAAUUAUAGACUGUGUCAGUCAAAAAGCAACUAAGACUUUUUAUGUAUUUAUUUUGUAAUUAGAUCUGUAAAUUUCUUUUCAUAUUGUCUUGUUCAUCUGUUAAACCUUCCACUUGAAAUAAAGCAUUUGACAAAAAGAA